Messenger RNA from Babesia ovata, 1569 nucleotides. RefSeq names its product ribosomal RNA methyltransferase family protein. The transcript is spliced from 4 exons. Gene Ontology annotation, biological process: RNA methylation. Lineage: Eukaryota; Apicomplexa; Aconoidasida; Piroplasmida; Babesiidae. Bases 1 to 1569 code for a protein of 522 amino acids. Gene Ontology annotation, molecular function: rRNA (uridine-2'-O-ribose)-methyltransferase activity. The record is from RefSeq and is a predicted model, not a curated record.
AUGCCAACCGCGGCAGCUCGCGGCGUCGCGGCCGAGGCCCCCAUCCACCUUUGCGAGCUGGGCGUAUCCGCUCGUGGAAUCUUCCACACCCUCGUACUAUACCACAUCAACUCGGCGUUAAUGGCCGUAUCGCAAAGGUUCGGCUCGACAAUGCGUGCCUUCCGCGUGCGCAACCCUGCCACGACGCACUCUGCCGAGUGGAUCCGGAGGCAGAUCACUGACCGCUACACUCUGCAGGCGCAGGUGGACAACUAUCGCAGUCGCGCAGCGUAUAAGCUGCAGGAACUCGACGACCGGUUCCUGCUGCUGCGCAAGAGCCAGGUGGUGGUGGAGCUCGGAUGCUACCCUGGAGGAUGGUCUCAGGUGUGUGUAGAGCGCACGCUGGCCGGCGCCUCGGACGCACGAGUGAUUGGCGUUGACCGGCUCCAGAUGGACCCAAUGCCCAACUUCACCUUCAUCAAGGGCGACAUCAACGACGAGACUACCCACGCGCAUCUGCUGUCUGCUAUGGGAGGAGCGAAGGCUGACGUGGUGCUGAGCGAUCUGGCGCCGGCCUGCACCGGAGUGAAGCAGGACGACCACCUAAACUCCACCGAGUUGUGCAUGCAGGCGGCGCAGGUCAUGGAGAGGAUCAUUGCCGUGGGGGGCGCAUUUGUGGUCAAAAUAUUCAUGGGAGGCCAGCUGAUAAACUACCGUACCUACCUGCAGAGCCAGUUCAAGAUGGUGCACUCCGCCAAGCCAAAGGCGUGCCGGUCUGAAUCCAAGGAGAUGUACUUCGUUUGCAAGGGUUUCCUGGGCGCUCGUAACCUGCGCUCCGAUGUGCAGACUCGCGGCAAUCCAAAAUCAUCAACUUAUGGUGACGGUGCGCUUCCUCAGCUUGUUGUGGUAGAAGUUGUCGACAAGGGCAAGAAGGGAGUUUUGGUCGAUGUUGGUGAGCUUGGGGUCGUAGUAGACCUUCUGUGCCAGCAGGUCCAGCACUACCGCUUGCGGUUUGGCGUUCUUCUCGACGCCGCAGAUGGAGCGUAUGGCGCCACUACGCUUGUCAGGCGUUUUCGAGAUGAAGAACUUCAUCUGCCUUCCCUUGCGGUGGUUUGCGUGGUGCAUGGCGGCCUCCGCCAGCUGCGAUUCGAUGACCUGUUGGGUGGUGGUGUCGACGUCGUCCGCGAAUACGAUGACCACCGGCUGGUGGGCGAACGCGUCUACGUUGACAGCCACGUCCUCCACCAGUUGCCGUCCGUUCCUGUUCAGGUAGGAGGCGUACGGCAGCGCCUUGGCGCCACGGUCCGCCUCUACGUAGAAGCGGCCGUCUGCCGUGAUGACGUUGCCGCUGGGGUCGAGCAUUACCACUGCCGGUACCAUGGGUACCUUGAGGUACUGCUGCAGGAUGAGCCUGGAGUCGGCAUCCUCAAAAGGCACCGCCAACCAGUUACCGUUGUUGUCGAACAGCUCCUUUUCGAAGUCGGUCUGGUUCUUGUCAUUCGAGACGUAUACCACCUCGAACUUGCCGUCGGUCUUCUCUCCCACCGCUCUGUGGAAUUCCUGCAGCUUCUCGCUGAACUCCUUGCUUGA